AUGGUCAUCACUUCUUCACAUCAAUUUGCCAUUGAUCAUCUCGUAGCAGCCUUGGGACGAGCCUUUCCAGUCAAAGACAUAGGUGCUCUUUCUCUUUUUCUUGGCAUUGAAGUUGAUCAUACUAGCAUUGGUUUAAUUAUUUCCCAUCGGAAGUACAUUAAGCAACUUCUCACCAAAAGCAAGAUGCUCUAUGCAAAGCCAAUCAUGUCUCCCAUGGCAGUCAAUCUCAAGCUCUCUAAAUUUGACUCACCUAAUUUUGAAGAUCCCACUCUUUAUCGAAGUAUUGUCGGGGGGCUCCAAUGCUUGUCCACUCUUAUUGGACUGCAGUCAAGCGUAUACUAUGCUAUCUCAAGGCAACUAUCAACCAUGGCCUACUGA
Molecule: messenger RNA, 378 nt
Organism: Carya illinoinensis
Lineage: Eukaryota; Viridiplantae; Streptophyta; Magnoliopsida; Fagales; Juglandaceae
Exons: 1
Coding region: 1-378 (125 amino acids)
Source: RefSeq, a predicted model, not a curated record